CUCUUUCAACCACCUCGGUAGCCUGCUAGACAACAUAAAAACGAUAGAUUGACGCUUUACACCGUGUUUGUGUACAUUAGCUAAUCUCAGUGUUUUAAACGCAUUUCUGUCUGACUUCUGACUUAUCAUCUGAUGACCUUUAACCUAAUGUUCUUGUUAAAUUUGAAAACGUGUUAAAGAUUGAUACUGAGGUUAGCACGAGGCUAGUCGCUAAUGCUAACUAACUAGCUAACAUCCCUGACCAUGAGCUCACUGAACUACUCCUCCCCUGCUAAUGAAGAGGAGGACUGCUGGACGGAGAAAGAAGCUCUGGGACUGAACAUUGUCAUGGAAGAGGAGGCUGUUACAGUGAAAGAAGAGGAGGCUGUUACAGUGAAAGAAGAGGAGGCUGUUACAGUGAAAGAAGAGGAGGCUGUUACAGUGAAAGAAGAGGAGGCUGUUACAGUGAAAGAAGAGAUAGAACCUUUUAGAGAGGAAGAGGAUGGUAUCUCAGUAAAGGUGAAGGUGGAAGACGUCUUGGGAGUGAAAGAGGAGGAUACAGAAUAUCUGAUUAACACCAGAGAGAGACAUGACUAUUGUGGAUCCUCUGGGGAGCCUCAACAACAUCCUGAUGCUGACGAGGAAGAGAAGAGUCUCUCCAGAUCAGAACACCAGAUGGACAACGCUAGCCCUUCCUCCCUCCCGGAGUCCAUGUGUCGUGCCUCUCCCGGUGGCACCUUACUGCUGGGUAUGAAGAGGUUGUCUGUGCUGCUGGUGGACUGCAGGAAAACAACGGGGCUGAGUGGAACAGUGAGAGGAGGAGAAGAUAAGAAAGGAUCAGAUUUAGCUCAUCAAAGAGGAAAACCAAACUUGGAGGAACCAGAGACGUCCGAACCAGCAAGACGACACCUCUGCUCCCAGAUUGGAAAGAGUUUUACCAAGUUAGGAAGCCUGAAAAGACACAAGCGGACACACACAGGAGCGAAGCCACACCAUUGCUCCCAGUGUGGAAAGAGUUUCAAAUUGUUACGAACCCUUAAAGGUCACGAGCGAAUACACACAGGGGAGAAGCCAUACCAUUGCACCCAGUGUGCAAAGCGUUUUACCCAUUUAGGAAGCCUGAAAGCUCAUGAGCGAAUACACACAGGGGAGAAGCCUUACCGCUGCUCCCAGUGUGGAAAGAGUUUUACCCAGUUAGGAAACCUGAAAGCUCAUGAGCGAGUACACACAGGUGAGAAACCUUACAAAUGCUUAGACUGUGGGAAGAUAUAUUACUCAUCACAGUCACUUAGAAGCCAUGAGAGAAUCCACACAGGGGAGAAGCCUUACCACUGCUCCCAGUGCGCAAAGCAUUUUACCCAUUUACGAUGCCUGAAAGUUCAUGAGCGAAUACACACAGGAGAGAAGCCUUACUGCUGCUCUCAGUGUGGAAAGCGUUUUACCCAGUUAGGAAACCUGAAAGCUCAUGAGCGAAUACACACCGGGGAGAAGCCCUACCACUGCUCCCACUGUGGAAAGAGAUUUAACCAUUCAGGAAAGUUGAAAGAACACAUGAAACUGCACACAGAGGUGUACAGACAACAGAUGGUGUUUAUGGUGGAGAGGACUGUGGACUCAGUGGAGGACAUCUCAGCCACUUGGCAGUGUUGACACUGCUACUUCCUACCUGACUGGUAAUAGGACUUCACUGCUACUUCCUAUCUGACUGGUAAUAGGACUUCACUGCUACUUCCUAUCUGACUGGUAAUAGGACUUCACUGCUACUUCCUAUCUGACUGGUAAUAGGACUUCACUGCUACUUCCUAUCUGACUGGUAAUAGGACUUCACUGCUACUUCCUAUCUGACUGGUAAUAGGACUUCACUGCUACUUCCUAUCUGACUGGUAAUAGGACUUCACUUCUACUUCCUAUCUGACUGGUAAUAGGACUUCACUGCUACUUCCUAUCUGACUGGUAAUAGGACU
Oncorhynchus gorbuscha (pink salmon) is the source of this 1943-nucleotide messenger RNA. RefSeq names its product zinc finger protein 184-like. The transcript is spliced from 5 exons. Gene Ontology annotation, cellular component: nucleus. NCBI's taxonomy places the organism in Eukaryota, Metazoa, Chordata, Actinopteri, Salmoniformes, Salmonidae. Gene Ontology annotation, biological process: central nervous system development; regulation of transcription by RNA polymerase II. Gene Ontology annotation, molecular function: RNA polymerase II cis-regulatory region sequence-specific DNA binding; DNA-binding transcription factor activity, RNA polymerase II-specific. The record is from RefSeq and is a predicted model, not a curated record. Bases 244 to 1629 code for a protein of 461 amino acids.